CGAAUUUUGCCUGCUGGGUCCGUUUGCGGUGAACAAUCCAUUUCCAGCGAAAACGUUCAUUCGAUGCGUAGCUGGCUCUGAUUACGCGCCGCCGUAGUUCGUCGCUGUGUGUUUGUGUCCCGGUGCUCCGAAGCAAAACGCCUGAAAAUGCCGAAACGAAAUGCAUUUUUCUGGUUCAUGAUAGAGUAUAAGGGCCAGGAAGAGGCCAAGGGACGCAAGAUCCGUAGCCUUGCGGAAAUUACACCGGAGGCUGGCGAACUUUGGGUGAAAAUGGACGAGAACCAGCGCCAACCGUACGUUGUGAAAGCGAACGAGGGCAAAGGCGGUACCGCUCUGGGCAGGCUGAACAGCUUGGGCGUGAGCAUUGACUCGGUGGAACAUCAGCUGCGUGAGAAAAGGGCGAAGGACCAGAUGGUAAGGGACCUGACGGAUUUGCGCGUGAUGUUGGCAGCGAACAAGACUGAACUCGCCAAGGAGGUGUUUUACAUCAUCUCGAUGGAAUAUUUCUGCUGCACCUAUCAAGGUGUGUACAUACCGGCUGAGCUAGCCGUGGUGAAGUACAGCCUGGCGUCGGGCGUAAUGGAUCAGCUGCAUCUGCUUAUAAAAGCCAGCGAAAUUCCGCUCGGCUAUGCCGCCGCAGCGAUGGAACGCUCGGGCAAAACUCACCAACUGCCGACACCGCCGGACGCACUGGGGGUGGCGGAUUUCGGCGAAAUCGCCGACCGCCUGCUUGCCUUUCUCGACGCGGACGGACCGUUGCCGCUGCUGUUCACGGAUGAGGAGGCGAUGCCGGCGGUGGAAUGUAUGCUCGCAAGCAUCCUAGGUAAGCAUGGGAACGACCGGUUGAAACAGUUGCACAUCUGUCCGUUGGCGCAGUUGUUUUAUAAGCUCAUAAUAGCAACGGAACGGCGCAACGGGGAGCAGUUCCGAUCGAACGUACCGUCCGUCCGGAUAGCGCAGCAGAUACUGUCGUUGGACCGGUAUGCGUACACGCUAGGCAUCAGCUGCGACUACCACGAAGGGCUGCUGAAUACGUAUCACUGUGCCCUGUCGCGGUCCGUUCGCCGGACGUACACGAUCUCGAUGUAUUGUUGCACGAGCUUGGGCAUCCAGCUGAUACCGGGCAAGCAUAUGCCGCCGGUCCGGAACGAUGGCAGGAAGCCGGCACAAACGCCCAACGCAACGGUCAACCGUAUGUUGUACGAAGAUUUGCUAAAGCUGGGGCUUGCCAGCGGCGAGCCCGCGCCGGCGGACAGUUCCAGGUACACCGCGGACACGGCGGAAGAGUCAACACACCAUUCCGUGCAUAACACUAGCAUGCAGAGCUCCAGUGAGGUGGAAAAGCGGUUGGAGCAUUUCCGGAACAUAAGUCUCGCGGAGAUGCCGGCCAGCCUGUUUCCGCCCGGUGAAAGUCCGCUCGAUAGGAUGGGUGGGGCAAGCGUUUCCGGUUGGGGGCUGGGAAAGCAGGACACCGGUGAAGCGAUUUCUUCUUAUGCUGACGGUAACGGUAGGGAGGGACGAAGCAUGACCAUUAAGCCCAGUCGUAGCGUAUGUUCGGACGGGAACACUACGCUGGAUCGAGUCUCGCGUAAGUGGAAGCAACGGAUGAGUAAUUCGCUGGACAGGACGACAGGUACGAGCGUUGCCAGCGCCGAAACGCAAACGCUUACGGAAGAUGUGCUGGGAGACACUUCAUCGGCCGACGAUGAAAUGCGUGACGUGGAGAGAGCUGGCCGGCGUCCGUACGAGACGGGAAGCGUUUGUUCGGUCGGCAACACGACGGUCGACAGCUUGAUCGAUCGGGUUGAGGUGGAGCGACGGUUGGAGGAAUCGAUCAAGCUAAGCAAAACGAUUGCCCAGAAAUCCAGAAGCGUUCGUUCGCAACGCGACAGCACAUCCGUGCUGGAUGUGAUGAAUGCAAGCAUGGGCAGCUCGCGAACGAGCAAGGCAAUGCAGGGCAUGGAAUUGAGCGACUAUCGUGGCGCGGGCAGCAACUCCAGUAGUGACGCUUCCCACUGCAAACAUCAGCAGGUUAACAUCACCAGCGAGGCGGAGAAACGGUUGGAGCUGGCGAUGAGGGUGAGCAAAGGUAUGGCCGAGGGAUCGCGAAGCGUGCGUUCGCUGGUCAACCACACGCUGGAUACGACGGAUGUAAGCAUCGACAGCUCGGCAUCGAAAAUGCGGAGCCGUGCUGGAAGCAAAGGGCAUGGUGGUGCCCCGGACAACACCACCCCGGAGGUGGAGAAAUGGUUGGACCGGUCGAUGGAACAAGGCAAGCGCAACACACCAGCAGCAAGCGUUUCGUCGCUCUCGCACGCGAAGAGUCCGCUCAACAGUGCUGCGAGCGUCACCAGCUCUGCGCCGCACGACAGUAAUGAUGCGGAUUAUGUGCUGACACCGGUGGCAAAGCCGCGCCAUAAGGUUGGUCUGCUGACAGAGGACGGUAUCGAUUACGACUAUGAGCCUGCUUGCGGAAGCUACCGGCUAAAUGUGUUUACCAAAAACCGCGAUAAACCGUUCCCUACGCUGGCGGAAGCUAUGGCACGUGACAGUGGACAAAAUCAGCAACGGGGCACCGAUGCGCAACAGCGCGGACGUGGAGGUGGACGUGGCCGUGGCCGUGGACGUGGGCGUGCCCGUGGACGCGCUGGUAAUUGAGGUUAAAUAAUUUACUUUUCUUUACUCUUUUCUUUAAUACUUACCAUUUUCUCACUAAUUACGCUUUGCGCGAGGGAGCGCUCCGCGUCGAACGCGCUCGAUGUUGACAAGUUUGACCUACAAGACGCAGCAAUGAAUACACUGCUUAAAGAAAAUGGCGUCUCGCGCCAUACGCCGCCUCGACUCUGCCGGUCCUUAGAUCGCAGUAAUUUUGAAUUGAGCUACAGUAACGACAUUUUUUUCUUCUCGAUUACCCGCUUUUUUUCUUGCUCUUCUUUUUUUUUUUUUUGAUUUCUUCUAAUUGACAAAAUAACGUUGUGAUCUGAAAUUGAAGUUUAAUAAUAAAUGUAAGGCAUCAGCAUGGCUGAUUUGAGCACGCUUGAGCAAACAGGAGAGACUGCUAACAAUAUCCUUGUAUCUCGUGUCCUGGUCACAAGCUUAGCUAGGUGACCGAUGCAGCUAGCCGCCGAUCCGGGACGAUUCUGGGUUGACGGUGGCGGGCAUCACAGGAACAGUCGCACGAUCGUUGCUUUGGGUUUUCUUUAUAGAGGCUCUGGGUCUUUGAGACCUCGUUCGCCUCUGUAUCGUUGUGCGUGGUGUGUUAGGGCCUUUUGAAGGCAUAGAGAACGUGGUUCCUUGGGGGGGGGGGGGGGAGGCUCUCUGAACGACGAGACUAGCUGGUAUACGAUGUCACCUCCACCAAGCGCUCUUAACCACUAAUCGCAAGUCCACUGUGAAAAGACUGAAAGGGUAGAGGGGGAGGAUUCUGUGUGACGAUACCUGCAUAAAUGUAGUCGAUUUAGGUAAGUGACCUUAAUACCUUGAACCAUCGUGAAGCCUGAAAUAAUCCUCAGGCUGGUAGAGGUGACAAUGGCGCCGGUCGCCGGAGUGGUCCCAAUAUCGAAUCCGCGGAUAUGCAGGACAUAGCGUCAGGACUUCAGUUUAAAGGUAGCCAGUAAAUGGCCGACCAAAGUUUUCUCGUGAUUGAAGUGACCUGAAAGAUCUGAUUAUCUGACCGACUUGGAGUUUGGGAGUGGUCCUAGUAUAUCCGGAAUAAGGUUAGUUCCAGAUCAGUUCUUCCGGCGCAUUUCACAACCACGUAAAUGUGAUUGAAUCCGUCCUGGACUGAUGAGUUGAGAUUGGUCCUUAAAAACAAUAAACAAUUCCGCGUGGACAAUUGGUCCUGUGCGAGAGAA
Messenger RNA from Anopheles stephensi (Asian malaria mosquito), 3854 nucleotides. RefSeq lists its product as uncharacterized. Gene Ontology annotation, cellular component: P granule; nucleus. NCBI's taxonomy places the organism in Eukaryota, Metazoa, Arthropoda, Insecta, Diptera, Culicidae. The record is from RefSeq and is a predicted model, not a curated record. Gene Ontology annotation, biological process: piRNA processing; male meiotic nuclear division; spermatogenesis. Gene Ontology annotation, molecular function: sequence-specific DNA binding. The transcript is spliced from 3 exons. Bases 148 to 2658 code for a protein of 836 amino acids.